AUGUCCCAAGAGGACACCCAGCCCGACAAUUUACUUCAAGAAUUUGACCCCAACGGAGAUGUCAUUUUCGUCGUGGGAGAAGGCAUGUUGGAAAAAGAGAGAAAAUUCCUCGUCUCCUCCAGAGUACUGAGUCUUGCAUCACCAGUCUUUGCGAAGCUAUUCUCAGAAAGCUUCUCAGAAGGCAUCGAACUCAAAAAAGGCACAUGCCCCGAGCUCUCACUUCCAGAAGACGACCCCCAAGCUAUGGAAACCAUAUUUCGAAUCGCCCACUUCCUGAAACCAGAAGAAGUCGCACCCCCGAUGACAGAAUUCCCCGCUAAGGUUGCUGUUCAUGCCAAUAAGUACGACUGCAUGAAGGUUGUGGCAGCGUGGUUGACAAAACAUUUGUACCACCCCCGACUGAGACGACGCCAAGAUGAUCUGGACGCAAUCAAUUUCGGCCAUAUGCUCCUAUCCGCCUUUCUUCUUCAAGACCCAGAGACUUUCCACGCCUUAUCAGCUCUAGCUCAAAAGUCAAUGACUCCAGGAAAUCUUGAGGCAUGGGAGUACUCCGGCAUGCUUCAGCCAGGCCUAUUUCCGCAAGAAAUUUCAGGUAGGUUCCCUUAG
Molecule: messenger RNA, 606 nt
Organism: Aspergillus affinis
Lineage: Eukaryota; Fungi; Ascomycota; Eurotiomycetes; Eurotiales; Aspergillaceae
Product: BTB/POZ domain-containing protein
Exons: 1
Coding region: 1-606 (201 amino acids)
Molecular function (GO): protein binding
Source: RefSeq, a predicted model, not a curated record